AUGGGGGCCAGCUCCCUGUCGGAGGACUACCGUCUGUGCUUGGAAAGAGAGCGGCGCAGAGGGGGCGCGGGCGUCUGUGCGGACCCCACCCUGCGGGCCGUGCUCUGGCAGAUUCUGGUCGAGGACUUCGACCUGCAUGGGCUGCUCCAGGACGACGCCCUGGCCCUCUUCACCGACGGGCUGUGGGGCCGAAGCGACCUGGCCCCUGCCCUGCGCAACCUGGCCCGAGCGUUCGAGCUUCUGGAGCUCGCCGCUGUCCACCUCUACCUCUUCCCCUGGAGGAAGGAGUUCACCACCAUCAAGACCUUUUCUGGGGGCUAUGUCCACUUCCUGAAGGGUGUGCUUUCCGAGGAUCUCAUCACCAAGUGCUUCCAGAAGAUGGGCUACACCAGGAGGGAUGAGCAUCACCUGGUGGUGGUCACUCCCCCGCCAGGCUAUGAGCUAAUUCAGGUGGCUCUGGGCUGCUUUGCUCUGAGGUUGGAGUGUGAGAUUCUAGAGGAGAUCCUGACCAAGUUGGGGACCAGCCUACUGUCUUCAGAGGAAUUGAUUGAGGAGCGCCGAGCCAGUGGCGACGUGGACACUUGUGUGGACCGGCUGAGGAGGCGGCUAACUGGAGCCGGAGAGCCGUCCACCAGGCCCCUGGUCAGUUACCCUGCUGGCAUUGACUUGUACAGUGACAUGCUGGAAGAAGAAGGUCCUGAGGAUGAUUCCUUGUAUGGUGGCGAGCCCCUACCUGGGCCAGAGUCGCCCUCCCCGGAGCUAACCUACCAGCCCCCUAUUUGGGAACAGAGUGCCAAACUGUGGGGUACCGGCCACAUGGCCUCCAGUGCCAGGGAGCUUCGGGAGAACGGGAGCAGCUGGGAGGCUCCGAGUGUGGAGGAGCCAAUUGAGGAGAGCCUGUCCUAUGAGGCCUUCGAAGAACCCACGGAAGAGAGAACCACCUUCUCCUUCAUCGCCUUGAGGCGGGAGCUGACUCCAGAAGCUGCUGGAGGCAAGAGCCCCAGUCGUUCCCCUCGACACGUCAGGAUCGGUGGGCAUCUCGAGGCUGCUGAAGGGGCUCCUCUUUCUCCCUCUGCAUCUGGUGGGGAGCCCCAGCGCUACCAGCUUCAUGGUUGCCUGCCAGUAGGCACACUGCCCACCUACUGCUGUGAUACAUGCUGCCAGCUCCAUGCCAGCCACUGCCAGGCUGUCUACAGCUGCCGAUUGGGUCACACGUUGCACGAGCUGCAGAGUGAGAAGCAGCGACGUCUCUGGCUGCAGAGGACCCAGCUGGACUCCUUGCUUUAUGAGAGUCCCUCCAGGGCCAGGCCUUAGGAUGAGUUGGGCCAAAGAUGAACUCCCCCAAAUUGUAAGGCUCAAAUUGUCCCCCCUCCCGUCUCCAAGGAGAAGCCUGGCUUCUCCCCUGGCUGAUGGAGGAUAGGAACCUUCUAGCUCAGUAGGAAAGGAAGGAGUCUGCAAUCCUGAUCUCCUGACCUAGAUACUCGGCUCCUCUCUAGGUAGAAGGCCAGAGGCAGCAUUAUCUGGGUGCUCAGAAUUUAGGAGACCUGGGUUCUAGUUCUUUCUGCCACCAACUACUUGUGCGAGCUUUGUUAAGUCACUCAUCAUCCCCACUUGUAGUUCAGGAAACUUGGGCCCUAGGAGACUUAACCCCCUCAUCAACCUCAUGGUAUCUUGGACAAAGCUAAAAGUGCUAUACCGAUGUCAGCUGGAAUGAUUCUGCAAGGGAAUUCCCAUCUCUUGGAAAUGGAAGGCAAAAUAAGUUCUUCAUGAGGGCAUGAGAAAGCUAGUGGGGCUAUCUAGAAAAACAAACCCUCUCCCUAUUACCUUCAGCAUCGUUGUGGAAGCCCUUCUGCCAGGGAGAGAGCAGCCUUCUGGGGAAGGAGGGUCCCCUUCAGGGGCAGGGUUUGUAUUUGUUGGGGGGCUGGCCCUUCUGCUAGGAAGAGAGCUGCUUUCUGGGGAAGGAGGGUCCCCUUCAGGGGCAGGGUUUGUAUUUGAUGAUCAGGGGCUGGUCGACCCCUCCACCCCGCCCAGACAACCCCAGCCACCACAUUCCUCUCCCACAAGACCCCUGUGAUCCCUGAGGCUGUGACCAUGGAAGAAGGGCCUGGGUCCAGCAGGGUCCAUCCUGUGUAGGUGGCUGUCUGUAUUAAAGUGAGGUGAUGUUGUGUUCACCAGGGAUCUUC
This is a messenger RNA of Gracilinanus agilis (Agile Gracile Mouse Opossum), 2183 nucleotides long. It is a transcript of the gene SPATA2L, whose product is annotated as spermatogenesis associated 2 like. Gene Ontology annotation, cellular component: cytoplasm. NCBI's taxonomy places the organism in Eukaryota, Metazoa, Chordata, Mammalia, Didelphimorphia, Didelphidae. The transcript has 2 exons. The record is from RefSeq and is a predicted model, not a curated record. Bases 1 to 1314 code for a protein of 437 amino acids.